Molecule: messenger RNA, 1802 nt
Organism: Podarcis muralis (Common wall lizard)
Lineage: Eukaryota; Metazoa; Chordata; Lepidosauria; Squamata; Lacertidae
Gene: CIMAP1A
Product: ciliary microtubule associated protein 1A
Cellular component (GO): cytoskeleton
Source: RefSeq, a predicted model, not a curated record
GCACUUCUUAUGCAGGAGAGGCCUAAUUCUUCCAUUCUUCGUACUUCUAUCUCCAAUACAACCCAGAUAAUACAAUGAGACUCUACUGAAUUGGUAACAGUCAUGUUAAUAGCUAGCUAUAGAUCCUGCCAGCUCAGUGCAGGGUACAAUAGAGUUACCCCAAGUUUCCCCCCAGGAGGAUGUAUCCAACCUAACCUUUACACAAAUUCGCUCUGUGUUCUUCAUUUCUUAGGCUUUAGAAUAGACUGCCAUCAUGAGUAAUGGAGGUUGGGUGGGCACAUGGAGGCCCCAUCGUCCACGAGGACCAGUCAUGGCCCAGUAUUCCAGCCCUGGGCCCAAGUACAACAUACCGGGAGCAACAGGUUAUAUCUCGCACAUCCCUACCAAAAGGAAAGCCCCUGCCUACAGUAUGUAUGGCGCAAAGCCCCCAUCCAGCAAAGACAGAGUUCCGGGUCCUUAUGAUGUGCAGGGCUAUAUGACAAACAGAGGAAGGCAAUCGGCUCCGUCUUAUACAAUGGGUGGUCGAUUCAGAGUGAAAAAGGAGGUUACCCCAGGUCCUGCCUCUUACUCACCAGAGAAGUCACGGAAAAUAAUUUAUCAAAAUGCUCCUGCACAUUCUAUGUCAUUCAGGACUCGUGGUUACAAGGUAGACGCCACACCAGGUCCCAGCGCUUACACGAUGCCUGAGGUCCUUGGACCGCACACAGUGGCCACCUCCGCCGGCCCUUCUUACUCCAUGACAGGGAGGAGUAAGCUAGGGCGUUUUGAUGAAGACUUGCAUAAGACCCCUGGUCCUGCUGCAUAUCAUAAGCCUGAUACAGAUAUCUACAAAAAGAGAGCGCCCAAGUAUUCUAUGGGCAGUCGAAGCAAGGGUCUAAGAGCUGGGAAAACACCUGGGCCUGCAGACUACAGUGUAGGAAAGGUAUCAUUGCUCAAAUCUUGUGCUCCAGUUGUCACUUUUGGAAUCAGACACUCCGACUACACAACACCUCUGAUUGUGGACGUCUGCUGAAUUCAUCCCUUGUACAGAAAAUGAUUUUUCUACUGAUAUUUCUAUAUCAUGUUCCUCCACAUUUUAACAGUUAACCACCAGCUGUUUAACUGCAUUUUUUUACAAAUACCAGAGCUAAAGGACCAUUUAAAAUAUUCAGAAACUGAUUACCAUUCAAGACUGAAGUUCUGUCCUCUGAUGAAGGGAUAUGCCAUAAGCCCCUCUUGUGAGGAAGACAAAGCGCAGCUCACACUUGCCCUACUCUUUGAGCACAUGGAAUACAUAUCUAAAUGCAUGUCGGCAUUCUGACAACUAGUAUACAAUUAACGGUGUCAUUCUUCAUAAAGUAGGAUCCAAUAUAUAUUAAAUAUAUAUAUGUAUUUGUGUAAAAAAGCUACUUGUGUUCCUGAUCCAGAAUUAUUUCAUGGAACUUGUUUGUUGCAAUAACUCACAUAAAAAGUAUUUUGUAUAUUCCAUAUCUUCAGCUGAGAAACGUGUUUUGAAAUAAAUAAAUAAAUCAGGAAUAAAAUGUUUAUUUCAUGUCCUAGCUAUAAAAUAAAACAUCAGUUCUUUUGUAGAGGGUUCACUACUCGAAAACUGUAGGAAUAUUCUGAACUUGAAAAGUAGAAUGUUAAGCUUUUUCAUAGAGAACUGGCAGUAAUAGUGAUAACAAUACUGCCUUGCAGCUCAGUCAGGAUUCUCACCCAUUAAUACUGGUACAGCAGCUGAAAUAAUUGAUGCUGUGAAUGGUUGCAUCCCCUCCUGCACAAAGGUGUUGAGGGGGAACCAGGAUCUCGCCAGUUCCCCCUCC